Exophiala xenobiotica is the source of this 2185-nucleotide messenger RNA. RefSeq lists its product as uncharacterized. NCBI's taxonomy places the organism in Eukaryota, Fungi, Ascomycota, Eurotiomycetes, Chaetothyriales, Herpotrichiellaceae. Bases 178 to 1878 code for a protein of 566 amino acids. The record is from RefSeq and is a predicted model, not a curated record. The transcript has a single exon.
AAGCCAUCCGUCAUCAAUCACCAUCUCAGGGCGGCUCAUUGCGCCCACGAUUUCAGUCAACAUGGAUCUUCAUCACACGAGUCAACUCACCCCCUUCAACGUCGUUGUGCCUAACAUGUAUGGCAUCGCCUUCUCCAUGUCCAGGUGAUAGUUGCUAAAUGUCCUCGACUAUCCAUCAUGACGCGCCGAAAGCGUACUUCUUCACCUUCACCUUCACCUUCUUCUGCUGCAUCUCAGAAUCAGAAACGCGUGGCAUUUGAAAUCCCCGCCUCGCUACAACACUUCUCCACCAUUUCACAAUCCUUAGCAACAAAGCCUGGAUCCAAACCACCUACAACUUCUGUUCAGAAGACACAAUCGCAGCCUCGACCGACCUCACAGUCCCCGUCUCACCCUCGAUCCUCCUUGCCCGCCACAAGUUCCCAAAAUCCAAAACACUCCUUCAUACCACAGAAGCGGUCCUUUCCCGAUGCGCAGUCCUGGCCACAACCCGUUCCAAAGCCUCAAGCGUACUCGGCUACCGCUAGGCUUGGAGGCAAGCCUGUAAACCAGUCCAAGGCUUCUCCUCCAGCCACUAUGUCCCAGGAUCGAUCGGUUCCCAAAGCCCCGGCGAGCCCCCAACGACGGAGUGCAAGCAAUCCAGGUUUACCUACCCUUCCUGCUCAAGAACCUGCCUUGAAACCGGGGGAAGCACCUAAUCUAAAGACCCAUCCCAACCUGAUUGCGUCGUUGGUUGCGCAAAAGAGAGCGGAGAAUGAUGCAAUGGGAUUCCGGGAAAGGUGGGCAAGAAAACAAGCCGAGUAUAGGAUGUCCAAGUCUCCGGUAAAUCAGCUGAAUCACGAACUACACCGAGAAGCUGCUGGUAGUAAUGGCAGGCAAAUCCAGUCAAGGUCUGCGUCGAACCCUCUGCCUGCACGAUCUGCGCCUGCUGCACCACAAGCGAAACAUACAGCCCCAGUGAUAAUUGAGGUCGAUACUCCAUCCGCUGAGACAGUGUCUACACCUGCCACAGAAGAUUCGAGAACGAGAAAGAGAAAACACCCCCCGAAAGACCAACGGCCGAACGAAGACGAUUCACUGUUUGGGUCGCCAUUUUCCUCUCCCAUAGCAGAAUUCCUCGAAAGAGCUACUGACGAUGCCGGUCUGAAAGACGGAGCCGAACGAAAUGUGACAACCUCUGCAAGAUCGUCCAUGACUGGUACACCGACGCUUCCGCCUCGUGACCAACGGAGACAACAUACCUCUCAAGUCAGCAACCAUCCAGACCCGUCUGGGAAUUCGUCAAUUCCUCCCCUGUUCUCUGAUAAGCCAUUUAACAAUCAGCCGCGAUCCCAAUCAAAUCAAGCGGUUCAAUCCAACAUGUACGACAACUCACCCACAGUCAUGCAACAGCAGCUACACCCGAACUCUCCCAUGUCGAUGCGGAGCACGACCAACCAAUCUGUAGCAUAUGGGCCGCAACCUCCAAUCGCUCCUCGGUCAUCUUUGGCCCCGUCUCAUCCUUAUUAUGCUCGAGCCCAAUCAGUCCCUGGGUAUUAUAAAAUUGAUAUGGGUCAAUAUUACAAUAAUACUGCAGGCCCCGCUUCAUCCUGCCCUUCACCCAAUGUUGGUCCGUCUCAGGCAUACGGCAAGUCUCCUGCACCAUUGAGUAUGACCUAUCCGAGUUAUAACCUGGGAGGGAGCCCCUAUAUGUUCUCAUUGCCGCAAGCUCCAGGGGCGAUUCCUACGUAUGGCGCUACUAUGGUAACGGCGGCGGAGCAGACAAAGGCGCAGUCGUCCGACCCAGGGCUUAUGACAGCCGCAGAUAUGGUCGCCGGGGUCAAUACAAAAUUCAGGAUAUCAACAAAAGACGGGUUCGCCGUGCCCAAGCGUUUCUAGGAGGCGCUUUGGUAUGGUUUCGAUCCUUGCGAAGGAGAUUUCCAGAUUCAGAGGGAGGAUUAUCAGCACGCCGAUAUCGGGCAGGAGGGUAUCAGGCGUCCGACGACAUUCUACGACGUAUAGAUGGUUACUACGAUGGUGCGAGCAUUGAUUGUUUUGUACAGACGGUUAGCGAUGGAGUUUGGUGCGGUAUGCGAUAUGCAAGCGACGAUUGUUAUUUUUGUACAGCCUUAGCACCAGCAUUAUACUGGCGACAUGCCUUUACUUGUAGCUAAUAUAGAGCGAGCGACCGUUCAAUGCAAGAGCC